Molecule: messenger RNA, 6766 nt
Organism: Orbicella faveolata
Lineage: Eukaryota; Metazoa; Cnidaria; Anthozoa; Scleractinia; Merulinidae
Biological process (GO): protein phosphorylation; positive regulation of kinase activity; multicellular organism development
Cellular component (GO): plasma membrane; signaling receptor complex
Molecular function (GO): protein binding; transmembrane receptor protein tyrosine kinase activity; ATP binding
Source: RefSeq, a predicted model, not a curated record
AUUAAGAAUUUGUCUGAUUUUUACAGGCAGGCACUCUUAAAUGUUUUUCACUGACUUGGCGGCUUAUAUUUGAGAACAGAAAAUAAUUUCCAUAUUUAAUAAAGAAAAGGUUAGAACUCGGUCUGUAUGUUCACUCUUUUCCAGUCUUCAUAAUUCAAGAACUACCGAUCCUAAUCACUGUAAGCAAGUGUAACAAAAGCGUCUACGAGCCAAGCAGUGUAAAAAAAGAAAACUAUUUCAGUUAAAAUAAUCAGACCUAAACAAAUUCGCGUUUCCUUCGAUAAUGAUAUUGCCACGCACGCAAACACUGAAAUCAAUGACAACAAAAAGCUGAUUCUUACAAUUUGUUUCGUUUAGAAAUUUAAAUGCAGUGAUUCCAUGAAGAAAACAAUAUAUAUGGUAUUAAGGUUUUAGGGUUAGAGUAAAAUCCUUGAAAAGCCCCGAUAAUUAGCUUUUUAAAUGUACAGGUUAUGAAAUAAGUUGCCGAAAAGCCCUGCGGGCACGCUCAAGUUAAUUUCCGUUAAAAACUGGCUUCCCAAUUCAGACUGAUAUGUUCCUCUGGGAAAUAUUUCCCGUAUAUCACGGAAAGUUUUAUUUCAGCGUCACAGUGGCUUUGAAAACAUUGCCCAAAUCUAACCGCUCGUGAAAUAACUGUAUUUGAGGUGUUUGCCCGUGGUAUGAACCGUUACUGAAAUGCGUGCAGAUUUCAUCUAAGAUUUCAUGAUCAACAGUUCGCGAGAGCAAUUAUCACAGAUUUUCUGAUCAGUCACGUCCACGUUUAUCUACGAGUCGAAUUACGAUCAGAUUUACGAUUUGAUCGACCUAAUUAUGACAAUAUCUAGAUUAGUCACGGUCGCUGUGAUUUUUUUUUUUAAGUUUCAGUUUGUUUAUUCCUCUGCAAAUUUGCCUGCAUUCUGUAAAUAAAGCCGAUAUCCCAUUCUAAAAAACUGAGAAACGAAAACAAAAAACUUUAGACACCUGCCGCAUGCAUCGAACGCAUGACACCACACACCCAUUUACCCUUAAAACGCAAAUGGGGGUUUGCAUGCACAUUAAAUGCUCACCUCUAUGAUGUACCUCACCCUUUUUCUACUAUCUUUUGAGAACUUUUUCUGCUUGCUUUGUUUUGGCUUAAAUUCAAUUUUCUGUUUUAAAUCGGACUAACAGCAGCGUGUAACUAGGUAAAGAGUAUUUUUCAGUUUCAAUUAAUGUUAGCUAAUUAAUCUAGGCGCUAAAACGCAAGCGCGAUUAGCAGCAGUCUGGUCACCGCCUGCACCAGCUACUGUUCGUGUCCAGUCCUCUGCGCACUCUACCAUUCGGUCAAGUUCGACUUAUUUAUUUUCAAUUGAGCGCGUUGAUCAGCCCUUUCCGUUCAAAAGAAUAAUAGUGGAAAAUACAAAUAAACAACGUAAUUAACGGCACAUCAUGAUGGCUAUUAAAUCUCUUAUACUGUCCACAUGUAACAAUGUUGCGACAUAACGUUGUUCACGAGAAACUAUGAUCUAGUCUCUUACUUCAGUUUAUUGAAAUAGUAUUUUAGAUGCCAUCAGCAAUUUGAGUUUUCUACUGCAGAUUUUUUGAGUCAAAUUUUAUUUUCUGACGAUGUUUUUCUCUGUAUCACCAAGUGAUUUGUCAAGAGAUAAGUGAGACACUUUUAGAUUUCCUGGCCAUUUCUUUCAGUCUCCCUUUGCUUAAUUAAAUCGAAGAGAUUUUCAAUUACGGUUCACUCCUGUCUUUUGUGAUGAGCGUAUUCAGCGGCCGGAUGGCUCACCGUGCCACUGUACAUCAAAUGCGAACCCUUUAGCUAUGACGUCACGGGCGCUUUGAAAAGGACCUUUAUUUUGCGCCCGUUUCUUUCACUGCGUUUUGUGAAAUUCCGACAUUUUGAAAAUAAAGCAGCGGAGGUUGAACGCCAGAAGGAAAAACACAUUCACACUAUCCGAGCAAGCACUUAAUUGCGAAAAGGAAAUUUGUCAUUUUCAGUCCGUGAAAGAUACCAAAUGAGUUUCAGCUGAUCUCGUGGAAACACAAGGCUCAAGUUUGUUUUUUACGGGCGGUCUCGAUUUCGAGAACGCCGAUCGUAAAAAACAUAAAUAUAUCUGGCAAACAGAAAUUUUAGAUUCGCAACGGAUGGAAAGAUGUCCGCGGUAUUCCUUGCUGUCAUGUUUGUGUGUGCCAAGCCAAUUUUUGGUGCUGAUGAAGAUAUAAAAUCACUGGUAAUGGAAGGACAUUUCAAGAUAAAAUGCGAGGAGAUGUAUGGUCAACCAUCACCGUCGAAUGAAACGGGGAUCAAUGGAAGUCUUCGCCAUUACAAGUGCGACGACGAAUGCAAAGAGUGUGUGAAACCAUUAGAGUUUGAGGAAAAAGGAGUGAAAACAUUCGCUGACUGCAUAGGAGAGUGCAAUAAAACCGACCAUGGAGACCCAUGUAAGCAGGGAUGUGACUUCCUUCACCGCAUUGUAAACUCGGGUAGGGAAGGUGGCGAACCGGAUGGUAUUUGGUACGACACGAGGAACAUAGCUGUUAAAGGUCCCUACCUCUUCUGUCGGACGUAUUCUGAAUUGGUGAUUAACGUUGAGAUUCAACUUCUUGGUGAAAGCUCUCAUGUUGAGCCUGUGUGGUUCAUUUUUUACCAUAGAUUCAACAAAAUGAAACCAUGGGGAACCUUGUUAGGGAAUGAAUUACCGUUACACGUAACCCUUGACAAAGGCCAGUCCAUGCAAGUGGCUGUUGCUGUAGUAACAUCCAACGGACUGCAUCUUUCAAAGAGCUCAAACGUGUCCCGCCAUGAAGGAGAAUGGAUGACCACGUUAAAUGAUGAAGAUCUUUUGGACCCUCCCAAAGAUAUCCACGUUAUAGUUUUAAGCCCAACCCAAGGACAACUGACUUGGAGUAUAGCCUCAAGUAGUAAAACGUGUGACUAUGAUAUUUACUGGCGAGCCGUUGAAGCACACCAUUCGUCCUCUGAACAAUUUCGUGUCGAUCGAAAUAAGCAACACGCAAGCACUACACUCUCCUACCUACUAGAAGAUCUGGUGCCAGGAGAUGAUUACACAUUGGAUGUUUAUUCUGUAGCUGGAGGCAAGGAGAAUGGAAGCACUGUGUAUUUUGUGACGCCUCUCUUAGACUGCUUCAACGAAACUGGCUUUUUCAUCUGCGAGCUCGGGCCACCGGAAAACCUAACUCUGCUGAACGUCACGCACCAGUCACACAAUACCUCAACAGCCAUGGUCACGUGGUUGCCGCCCCACAAUUUAACGGAUAUAGAUGCUGUUCAAGAAUACAGCCUCGCGUGGACAAAGAUGCCUAUAAUGAGCAAACAAAUGUCUGAACCUCAUUCAGACUCUGCAACGUUACCACCAGAAAACACCACCUUUCAGCUAGUUGGUCUUCACAAUGGAUUCACCUACGUUUUGAAGGUAGCUGCAGUGUCACCCAAAAAAAGGAAAGGAAAGGAAGCCAAACUCUAUUUUAACACGACAGACCCUCUUAAGGAAGGUACGAAAUACGCCCAAGGAGGACCCAGCCCAGAGAGCAAACAUACCUCGUAUCUGCUAGUGACGGGUCUUGUGGUGGUGGCUGUUCUUGCCUGUUUUUUCGGUGCCACUUACUUGUACAUCAAGCGGAAGUACGGGAGCAUGUCAUCAGCUGUGCAACAGAUGCAGGUUCAGUACAGUAAUGGACGGCGAGCUGUGCUAUUGUUGAAUGGAGACACAUAUUACAAUGAUCUACCCGGCAUUGAGCCGGAUGAAUGGGAAGUGGAGUACAGUGGGGUGGCCUUCGGACAACAAAUUGGCGAAGGCGCUUUUGGAACGGUUUCCAAGGCAACCGUGGUUGGUUUAAUGGGUUUUCCAGCGCUAAAGGAGGUUGUUGUAGCAGUCAAGAAACUGAAAGCAAACGCCAACCUAGAAGACCGACGCAACUUCCUCUCAGAGAUAACACUGAUGAAGAGCAUCGGUAAACAUCUAAAUAUCGUCAGCAUGCUGGGCUGUGUGACAACUGGCGGUCCGCUCUGUCUUAUCACUGAGUACUGUCCACAUGGAGACCUCAGAAAUUAUCUCAGACUUAUUAGAGAUAAGAAAAAGAAUCCGCACUUUAUUCUUCCAAGUGAUUUUGUGAGCCCGGUGAGAAGAAAGAAGGGAUCGACUGGUAGUAAAGGAUCCAAGAGCCCAAGUCCAGUGAAGAAACUCAAGCAAGCUUUCUCUGCGAGCUGUCUACAAGUUCAAAACAGUGACGACGAGAAUGUACCGGAAAAUACUGAGGGAACAUUCAUUUCAAACUACUGUUUAAAUCCCCGAGAAGCUGAAAGUAGCAACAGUCUGUUGUCAUCAGUCAGUUGCCUUUGUAAUGAGGCUUGCAACUGCUCAGCCCACCAGGCGAUAUCCCCCGGAAGUGACUACGUGAACCGCCAGCGCAGCUGGAGCAACGGAUCUAGUCAUUCCUUGCAAACGCCUAAGUUGAAAAGUCAACAAAAAGUCGGCACUUCAGCUCCCCCAACGCCAGUGAAUCUUUCGCCCUGUGUAACGCCAAAUCUUUCAAGGAACGGGAGCAAGUUGAGCUCUAUUCAGGGGGGUGACAGCAACCAAGAGAAGGGCGAUGACAUCUGCAUCGUUGUGACAGAUGCCGAACCAAGCAAAAGUCCCUGUCCCUGGGGUGGGUCUGAUAAAGGAGCAAGCGGCGACAUGUGGACGGCAAAUUUUAUCCCAAUUACCGAACAAGAGCAAAACUCGCCAAAGAAAAGACCUUCGACUCCAGGUCAAGUUAAAAGCGAGGAGCGAUCAUUGAAUGACAGCAGGGAGACGAGCCUGGAACAGGAUACUCGACAAGAACUUACACAGAAAGUCCUGCUGUCAUUUGCACGACAGAUUGCUGUUGGCAUGGAAUAUCUGUCACAGAAAAAGUUCAUUCAUCGAGAUCUCGCAGCUCGUAAUAUUCUCGUUUGCGAUGACAAUUUGGUGAAAAUAACUGAUUUUGGUUUGACCAGAGAUGUGUACGAGAGUUGUGAAUAUCAAAAGGCACAGAGUGCAGGAAAACUGCCUAUCAAGUGGAUGGCCAUAGAGUCACUCUUCGAGAAUAUAUACACUACACAAAGCGACGUGUGGUCCUAUGGGAUUGUUCUGUGGGAGCUUAUUACUCUUGGUGGCUCUCCAUAUCCCGGCAUAUCUGGUCGGGAAAUUCAUAAGUUGCUUAAGAAUGGAUACAGAAUGGAAAAACCAGAGACUUGUAGUCAGCAAAUUUAUCAGAUGAUGUUGUCGUGCUGGACAGCUAAUCCAGAGGGCAGACCAAGCUUCACAGAUUUGAGAAACGACUUGGAGAAAUUAUUGGAAGAACAAGAAGAUGAGCUCUACAUUAGCGUGAACUGCGCCGAAUUUGAUGAUUACUGUGCCCUUGUUGAUAACCCCAGCAGCUCUAGCGAAGAUGACGAGCUUGCCAUGCUAACGAAUGACCAAUAGUUUAAUGAAUGCACGAACGAGGAAAAAACUGGGGUAAAUCAGGAGAUCUAGAAUGCCGACGCAUUUAAUAAUCUGAUGUACGACGAUGUACAAAUAGCUCAUAACAUAUAAAAUACUCUAAAUAAUCGUUGGAUAUUGCUCCUCAGUAGCAUUUUCUAACACUAACACGAACUGUAAAAGUAAAUUUAAUGAUUUUCAUCGAUCCGUUCAGUUUUUUAGCUCAUAGUUUGCUGCCCGUUUCCGGCGUUUUCUACAAAACGUUCUGCCUAUUUUCGUUUCAAACUCUUAAAAUCCUCGACACAACAAAAACGAAGAUGCGGUGGUUUUUUUUUUGCGCUUGACCUUUUUAGAGGAAAACCAUGGGGGCGCAGUUGAUGUUUUUGUCCAAGUGUGGCAAUUGCAAAAAAAAAUGAAACAGUUUCCAUUCCACGAGAUUUCCUCGGUGCUUGUGCUGUGCAAGUUCACGCGUGUUUUAGCUUGUGUUUGUGAUGUGUUUGCGCUUACAUCAAACGCAUCAGGGUGUAAAGCUUACCCAUCGCAAUUACACCCAACAUUUUGUCAAGUUACCUUAAAAAGUCACGGCAAAUUCGCGAAUCUGGUCAGUUGGGUCUCGGCUCACAUGGUGUUUAAGCUAACUACAACGGCAAAGGUGACGAAUCAUCGUAAAUAAAAGGUUUUAAAAAUGAACGGUUCAUUGGCUCUGCACGUGCGUUAUAAACAUAAGCGCAUUUGUUGCUCUCAGCCAUCGUGAAAGGACCAAACACUGCUUAAUCUGGAGAGCGUGAACGACAAAAAGCAAAUAAAUGUCUUUUUCGAAUUCAAGGCUGUCUUACAUAGUCAGUGUUUAGAUAGCUGACAAUGACAGAAAAACUGAAUGACUGUAGAUUAUCGCGACGAGAUUCGUACUUUAAAUGUCAGUUAACUUUUUUUAAUGGCCGUCCGCGUUGGUUGCUCAACUCUCGAUUAUUUAUUAUUUAACCUCGAACUUUCCACUGAAGAAAAUUCAAAGCCCAGAAACGGUCAGAUACCUAAUAAAUUAAGGUUUUAUUCAGAUAAUGUGUAAAUGAAGCCUGACUAGUCACUUCGCAAUAUAUGGCUCCUUUAAGGAAUAUAUGUCUUAAAAAAUAUAUAUAUAAAAAGAAACCUAACCAUUCGCCACAAGUACAUAUAGUAGUAUUCAUUUUAGAAAGUGUGCGAAUACUUUCUAAGUUGGGAAAGUUUUUUCUGUGUAAUAAAUUAACGUCAAGAUGUCUAUUACAGUCUGAGUUUUUUAUGAGUUUGCAAAAUGUGCAGAGAAAGAUUUCUGUCUCUAA